Molecule: messenger RNA, 405 nt
Organism: Trichobilharzia szidati
Lineage: Eukaryota; Metazoa; Platyhelminthes; Trematoda; Strigeidida; Schistosomatidae
Source: the annotation of a GenBank genome assembly
AUGGGUGGUGACGGAGGCAGUAUACCUCGUCGUGAUGAUCUUGUUAAGUCAAAAAAGAAACAAGAAGUUGCUAAUCGGGAGGCAGCUAACAUGGCACUCUGGAAGCAUUGUUCACUUACACAAGAUCCUCUUCGCCAACCUGUGGUUUCCUGCUUGCUAGGAAGACUUUACAGCAAAGAGUCCGUUAUCAACAAGCUGCUAACUAAAACGAAGGGAGAUGGGUUCUCUGACCAUAUUAAGAAGCUAAGAGAUGUGAAGGAGCUACGUCUGAGUGUAACAACUUCGGAUGGUACUACUACCCUGGAUCCACAGUUAUUUUACUGUCCAGUAACAGGUCUCGAAAUGUCUGGUAUAUAUCCUUUCGUGCUCUCACGGAAGUUAGCAGUAAUUUAUGCAUGCUGGUAG